AGCACAGACUGCACAGAGCCAGUCGCUGAGGUGAGUCCGACCGUGUUGACCCAGCGCCAUCGCCGGAUCCACACUUUCCACAAUUGGACUCAUUAGUUCCUGGAAGCUGCGUAGUGUUAGAAUGUGCCUUGUCUAGUUUUUAUUAUUUUGUAAAUAAUAAUUGCUUAUAAGAAACACCCGCAAGGAAACUUAAUCCGCGUGUCUGCCAUCACGUCUGUGACUGUACCAGAGGGCGCGUGAGAAGCUCAGUAUGUCCCACAACGCGACGGAGACGCUUGCACCGCCGGCGAACCUCAGCGGUUCCCACAGCAACAGCAGCUGCGCCGUCGAGGACGGCUUCCUGACGCGGGUUCUGCCCGCCUGCUACUCCGUCAUCUUCGUCCUGGGGCUGCUCGGCAACGCCGUGGCGACGGCCGUCUUCUUCCUCCGCUCCCGCUCCCGCUCCUCCAUCUCCGUCUACAUGCGGCACAUGGCGGCCGCCGACCUGCUGCUGGUGCUCUGCCUGCCCCUGCGCAUCUACUACCACCACCGGCGCGGCCCCUUCCUCGUCUGCAGGCUGGUGGGCACCUUCUUCUACGUCAACAUGUACGCCAGCAUCCUCUUCCUCAGCCUGAUCAGCCUGGACCGCUACCUGAAGAUCAUGAAGCCCGUUUGGGUGUUCCGGGUGCAGAAGGUGGAGUGGAGCCGCAAGGUGUCCUACGCCGUGUGGGCGCUGCUGGUCUGCGGGACCCUCCCCUUCCUGCUGGGGGGCAGGCCCGAGGGCCCCUGCGAGGAGAUCUGCUUCCACUUCCACCGGAAGAGCACCUCCGGGGCGGUGAUCAACCUGGUCACGGUGGCGCUGUUCUACGUGCUGGCCCUGGGCUUCCUGGGCUCCUACGGGCAGAUCAGCGUGAAGCUCUGGUCCAUUUCGCUGGGCAACGACGAGCAGGCCCGGCGCAAGAAGAGGCGGGUCAUCGUGAAGACGUUCGUGGUGCCGGUCAUCUUCACCGUCUGCUUCAUGCCCUACCACGCCAUCCGCGUGCCCUAUGUGCUCGCCCAGUUGGGCGUGCGCUCCCAGGAGGACAUGCUCUCCCAGGUAGACGCCAAGCAGACGCUGCACCUCCUGAACGAGCUGGCCCUCUGUCUCUCGGCCCUCAACAGCUGCCUGGACCCCCUCAUCUACUUUUUCCUGUCCAGCACCUUCCGGAAGACCAUCAUCUGCGUCGUCCAGGGCAAGUUCAAGAAGAUGUACGCCAUGAACCGGAGGCGAAGCAGCGUGGUGAAGUCCGUCACGGAAAUGUGAGCGGGCCGCUCCGAGGGCGUCUCCCGGGCUUCGGCUCCGCAAAAAGCCCAAAGAUGGCCGACCCUGUUUCCUGGAGCUCUACCACCCUGUAGGUUUCCUCUUCAACCUUCAUUUGACAGCUGAUUCUGCUAAUUAGCAGCUCAACAAGAUCUCAAGCUGUCGAGUGAGGUGCGCUUUCUUAGGUUUGGAGUGAAACCAUAAAAGCAGGAUGGUAGAUCACAGGAACUGUGCUGUACAAUAUUCCAUGUACUGUAAAGUUUUAUAAAUGUUAUAUAUUUGUAUAUAAUUUUGAAAACAUAUUUUGUAAAAUAUUUUGUUAGUCUAAAAUCAUUUGAAGCGUGUUUGUAUGAAUCACAUUUUUACCUGGCUUUGCUAAAAGAGAUUCACCUCGAGAGAACAUGGUUGUUGUUUUUUUUUGUGUGUGAGCAUGUUACUCACUUUCUAUGACAAAAGACAAAACAUCAUCAUCAUGUUUUUCACCAGUGAAAAACUUUGACCUUUGGAAAGUAUGUGGUGUGAAGGAUUCCCCAAAAGAGUGUGUGUGAGUGUGUCACCUUUAACCAUCUCGACCGUCAGCCUCGCGCGCGGGAAGGUGGGCCCACCAGAACUGCCACAAAAGCAAGACCUUCGAUAUCAUGACGCCACGAAACAUCGCCUACAAAAUAGCAUUUGGGACCCAUGCUUGGGGAACCCACUCAACAUUCAUUUGCACAGUGUUUUCUUGUAUUUUUCAUACUGUUGAGCUCUGCACUUUUACUUAAAGAUGCUUUCCGUUUUAGGCCAUGGCACGAAGCAGCUAAAGAAAUUCUAGUGUUUUAAAUAUCCUGUUAACUGAUUUAGAUUUAAUUUGUAUUUAUUUAAAUCAUGGUCAACCCUUGUAUCGUCUAAUGUACAGUAUUUGUGAGCUAUAAUUUGAUGGCUAAAAUGGAAAAAAAAAGAAGCACAAAUGUAAUAAAACAUUAAUGCCAC
Conger conger (European conger) is the source of this 2251-nucleotide messenger RNA. It is a transcript of the gene gpr34l, whose product is annotated as G protein-coupled receptor 34 like. The coding region runs from base 251 to 1282 and encodes 343 amino acids. Gene Ontology annotation, molecular function: G protein-coupled purinergic nucleotide receptor activity. NCBI's taxonomy places the organism in Eukaryota, Metazoa, Chordata, Actinopteri, Anguilliformes, Congridae. The transcript has 2 exons. Gene Ontology annotation, biological process: G protein-coupled receptor signaling pathway. Gene Ontology annotation, cellular component: membrane. The record is from RefSeq and is a predicted model, not a curated record.